GCGCGGGCUUCAUCUGAGGGCACCGGCCUGCGCCGGGAGCUGGGAGCGCCGGGGCGCGGGGCGACUAGCGGCCGGCGGCUAUGGGCCGCGGUUGGGGCUUCCUGGGCGGCCUGCUGGGCGCGGUGUGGCUGCUCGCGUCGGGCCAGGGCGGACAGCAGGCUCCGGGGACCGCGGCGCAGCGCUGCUUCUGCCAGGUUAGCGGUUACUUGGACGAUUGUACCUGUGAUGUUGAAACCAUUGAUAAAUUUAAUAACUACAGGCUUUUCCCAAGACUGCAAAAACUUCUUGAAAGUGACUACUUUAGAUAUUACAAGGUAAACCUGAAGAGGCCGUGCCCUUUCUGGAAUGAUAUCAGUCAGUGUGGAAGGAGGGACUGUGCUGUCAGGCCUUGUCAAUCUGAUGAAGUUCCUGAUGGAAUUAAAUCUGCGAGCUACAAGUACUCUGAAGAAGCCAACAAUCUCAUUGAAGAAUGUGAACAAGCUGAACGACUUGGAGCAGUGGAUGAAUCUCUGAGUGAGGAGACCCAAAAGGCUGUUCUUCAGUGGACCAAGCACGAUGACUCUGAGGACAACUUCUGUGAAGCCGAUGACAUUCAUUCUCCUGAUGCUGAGUAUGUAGAUUUGCUCCUUAAUCCUGAACGCUACACGGGUUACAAGGGACCAGAUGCUUGGAAGAUAUGGAAUGUCAUCUACGAAGAAAACUGUUUCAAGCCACAGACAAUUAAAAGACCUUUGAAUCCUUUGGCUUCUGGUCAAGGGAAAAGUAAAGAGAACACUUUUUACAGUUGGCUAGAAGGACUCUGUGUAGAAAAAAGAGCAUUCUACAGACUCAUAUCUGGUCUACAUGCAAGCAUUAAUGUGCAUCUGAGUGCAAGAUAUCUUUUGCAAGAAACUUGGUUGGAAAAGAAAUGGGGACACAACAUUACGGAAUUUCAGCAGCGGUUUGACGGAAUUUUAACUGAAGGAGAAGGUCCACGAAGGCUGAAGAACUUGUAUUUUCUUUACUUAAUAGAAUUAAGGGCUUUAUCUAAAGUGUUACCAUUUUUUGAGCGCCCAGAUUUUCAACUCUUCACUGGAAAUAAAAUUCAGGAUGCAGAAAACAAAAUGUUACUUCUGGAAAUACUUCAUGAAAUCAAGUCAUUUCCAUUGCAUUUUGAUGAGAAUUCAUUUUUUGCUGGAGAUAAAAAAGAAGCACAGAAACUAAAGGAGGACUUUCGACUGCAUUUUAGAAAUAUUUCAAGAAUCAUGGACUGUGUUGGUUGUUUUAAGUGUCGACUGUGGGGAAAGCUUCAGACUCAGGGUUUGGGUACUGCUCUGAAGAUCUUGUUUUCAGAGAAACUGAUAGCAAAUAUGCCAGAAAGUGGACCCAGUUACGAAUUCCAUCUAACCAGACAAGAAAUAGUAUCAUUAUUUAAUGCAUUUGGAAGAAUAUCUACAAGUGUGAAAGAAUUAGAAAACUUCAGGAACUUGUUACAGAAUAUUCAUUAAAGAAAACGACUUGAAAUGUGCCUGUUUCUGGACAGUGGAGGCCAAAGAGUGGAAUUUGAUUCAAAGGCAUCAUAGCAAUGACAGUCUUAAGCCAAACAUUUUAUAUGAAGUUGCUUUUGUAAAGGGAGAAUUAUAUUGUUUUAAGUAAACAAUUUUUAAAUCGUGCUAAGUCUAUGUAUAAUAAUUGUGAAUAAAAGUAAUACUUUAAUGUACAAAUUUUAAAGUUCAGUGUUGAAUAAAAGCAGGAUUAUCAAUUUCGUAUAUGAUAAAAUUAAGUGAAUGAUGUUUUAAGUCUCAGACUAGAGUUUUGUGUAAGAUGUAAUGUAAAUAAAACUGUGGCAAAUGUGAUAAGCAUUUAAUAGGAAAUUGCUAAGGAGGCUCGUGAAUGAUCCAUAAUUAACAACCCAGAAUCUUUCAAUACACUGAGGGUUGGUACAUUUAGCAAAUAAAAACAAAGAAUGCCCAGUUAGAUUUGAAUUUCAAGUAAACAACUAGUUUCUUAAUAGAAGCAUGCAAUAUUUGGGACAUACUGAAAAAUUAUUCAUUAUUUGUUUGAAAUUCAAAUUAAACUGGGAGUCUUGUGUUUUAUCUGCAACAUGAGAACACUGGCAUGAAGCAAGUCACUUCUAGAAUUAAAUUGCUAUUGUGACUGGGUUGUUUGCAUGUAAUAAGGUACAAUCACAACUCAAAGGCAUAUAGGAUUUCUAAACAUUGUGAAAAGUUGAAUCGAUUAUAUAUUUAUUCUCAUCAUACUUUCCCUAAUACUGAAUAAAAGUAGGAGGAAACCUUUUACUUUUAUAUAAUUUCAAAUUCACAGAAGAAUUUCAGAAGUAUUAGUAGUAUAAAGAGCUCUUUUACCUGUUUGUGUUUCUCUGUCAUGCUCUCUGUGUAUAGACACACCCACCGUUUUUAUCUCAGUUAUCUGAAAGUCAGGUAUGUCCUUUUGACUCACAAUACUUCAGUGUGUAAUACUAAUUUCUAAAAAUUAUUUUCUCAGGAAAAAACUCCUCAAAUCUGGUAUUAUCAUAUUAUAAGCCUUAGAAUAAGGAAUCAUUUCAAGUUCCAAUCUCAAGUUCUUCUCACUUUGUUGCCCUUUUUAUGCUUGAUAUGAUAUCAUAGGGCAUGCAAUUUAUUUAAAAAAAUUUUAAUUGAGAAACAUUCUUUAGAGACAAGGAUCUUGUCAUGUUGCCCAGGCUGGACUCCUCAGCCUUCUGAUUAGCUGGGACAACAGGUGUGUGCCACCAUGCCCAGCUUAAUUUUUUUUUUUGUACAUGAAGUUCAUUUCCUUUGCCUCCCUAAAACUGAACCAUAAUUUUACGAGGUUUUCAUUAGUGAAAGCUCUUCAGUGAUAAAAAUAUUUGAAGGAUCAGGAAUUUAUGUCAUAUGGUAACCGUAGGGAAACAGAAAUUGUAUACCUCAAAAUCCUGUGCCCUUUUUAUAUAUGUCUUAGCAGCUACAUACAUAUGAUGUGUUGAGAUGUCACGUUAUUAGUAAAGCAGGGUUUAUUUAUAUAAUCAUUUAGAAAUGUCUCUUUAUAUUGCUGUAUACUUUUUCUUGUUUGUCCCUAAGGCCUGGUACAGUGCCAGGCACACAGUAUCAAAUAUGUGUUCAAUGAAUGUAUGAAUAUGUAUUCAGUGUAUUUUUAAAUGAAUAAUCACAGAACUAAGUUUAA
This is a messenger RNA of Otolemur garnettii (small-eared galago), 3159 nucleotides long. RefSeq names its product endoplasmic reticulum oxidoreductase 1 alpha (gene ERO1A). Gene Ontology annotation, biological process: protein folding in endoplasmic reticulum. Gene Ontology annotation, molecular function: thiol oxidase activity; FAD binding; protein-disulfide reductase activity. Bases 81 to 1487 code for a protein of 468 amino acids. Gene Ontology annotation, cellular component: endoplasmic reticulum; endoplasmic reticulum membrane. The transcript has 16 exons. NCBI's taxonomy places the organism in Eukaryota, Metazoa, Chordata, Mammalia, Primates, Galagidae. The record is from RefSeq and is a predicted model, not a curated record.